This is a messenger RNA of Colletotrichum scovillei, 2213 nucleotides long. RefSeq names its product aminotransferase. NCBI's taxonomy places the organism in Eukaryota, Fungi, Ascomycota, Sordariomycetes, Glomerellales, Glomerellaceae. Bases 1185 to 2213 code for a protein of 342 amino acids. Gene Ontology annotation, cellular component: cytosol. The record is from RefSeq and is a predicted model, not a curated record. The transcript is spliced from 4 exons. Gene Ontology annotation, molecular function: pyridoxal phosphate binding; transaminase activity.
CCGACACUUUGACUGUUAGCUGCUCCACCUUCGUGGGUCCAGUCUCUCUCAACGGAUACUCGCAGCUUGCGAAGACACUGGGAAACCCAUAGGCUUAUCGAUGGGUGAAAAUAUUCAGAGCGCCGUUGAACUGGUUCACAAGGAGAUCUUCUUGCAUCUUCUAUUCUAUAUGAAGUGCUAGGCUGGUACCAGAAGCGUCAUCUGAUGCAUGCCGGUCCGCGGCUAUCCGUUUUCGUACAGGAGCGGCAGGGCGCAUCGAGAGAGAGCACCGUUGGGUAAGCCGAUGGUGUGCCUCCGUCUCGACGGGGGCGGAGCACCAUGCUCACGACCGGGGACAGAUCAAGCUAUCACGGCUCGCUUGGCCGGGGGUAUUCUCCUCGGUGGAAGGCUUCCGUCAUGGUUCUCCAAGUUGUAUCGCUCACCUACUCCGAACUCUAUUCUCCAUGUCCACGCCCCCUCUCCACACCACGGUGGAUGCGCCAAUGCGUCCCCCUCCUCCUACGACGGGUCUUGGUACGCUACCUCGGACCCUAGUGCAGAAAGGCGGACUCAAUCCUAGGUUCGGCUUGCCGAUAUCUUACACAUUAUUAAUUGCAGAUAUAGAAGCAACUGUGAGGAAGAGCUUCGUGAGAUGGGAGGUGAACAGUAUUAAAGGCUCGACGCGAACGUUGGCCUACCUGUGUUGUCUUCUGCUUACACCGCUCUAUUCCCUUUAUCAUCCAGACCUUGCUUACGGACCCCUACCAAUACGCCGUGCCUCAACGUAUAUCGUGCCUCACCCACAAUGGUUCUCAAACCCCUGGAUACCGUAGAGUUCACUGAUGCGAGCCACUCACCAGUGCUCCAUCGAGAUCUACGGGGUCAGUUUGCACGCAUCGUUGGCGGUGAAGGUCACCACUAUGUUGUAGAAGGCGGCAGGAAACUCUUUGACGCUUCUGGAGGCGCUGCCGUCGCUUGUAUCGGUCAUGGUGACAAGAGAGUGGCAGACGCUAUGGUGAGGCAGAUCAACAGCAUCGCAUAUAGCCCUUCGACAUUCUUCACAACCCCCACCUGCGAGAAACUUUGCCAAUUCCUCGUCGAUUCGACCGGCGGUCGGAUGUCACGAGCCUAUCUAGUCAGCAGUGGUAUGUUGUAUCAACUCCGUCAGUACCGAUUGAUUGCUAAUCAUGUCAGGGUCUGAGGCUAUGGAGGCAGCGAUGAAGCUUGCAAGGCAAUUCUUCCUAGAGAAGGAUACACCAGAACCGCAGAGGCAUCUGUUCAUUGCUCGAGAAAGGUCUUACCAUGGAACAACUCUCGGCGCACUCUCUAUGGGUGGUCACGUUUCUCGUCGAGCCAAAUUUACGCCAAUGCUCCUCGACAAUAUCGUUUCUCAUGUGUCUCCAUGUUACGAGUACAGAGGCAAAGCGCCUGAGGAAUCAGAUGACUCAUAUGUGGCCCGUCUCGCCCAGGAGCUCGACGAUGAGUUUACCCGGGUAGGACCCGGGAACGUGUGCGCUUUUGUAGCAGAACCAGUUGUUGGGGCCGCUCUGGGCUGUGUCCCAUCAGUGAGCGGCUAUUUCCAAGCUGUUAAGGCAGUUUGCGAUCGACAUGGCGCCCUACUUAUUAUGGAUGAGGUCAUGAGCGGCAUGGGCCGGGUAGUACCCGCUAUCCAGACUAUUGGCAAGGGCCUAGCCGGGGGUUACCAGCCGAUUGCCGGCGUCCUAGUCAACAAGGGAGUAGCUGAUGUGUUGGAGAGGGGCUCCAGUUGCUUCGUUCAUGGACACACAUAUCAAGGUCACCCUAUUGCAUGCGCAGCAGCACUCGAAGUACAGCGUAUCAUUGAGUCGGAUGGUCUACUAGUCAACGUACGAGCCAUGGGCCAAUUACUUUCGGAGCUCUUGAGAGAGGGCCUCAAGGACGAGCCUUGUGUGGGAGACGUCCGCGGCAAGGGACUUUUUUGGGGCAUCGAGUUUGUGCGGGAUAAGGUGAGCAAGGAACCUUGGCCCAGAGAAGCACAGGUGGCAACGGAGAUGAGCGAUCUUGGGCGCACCGAGGAAUACGGCAUUGUGGUUUACCCUGGUGCGGGAACUAUGGACGGCGUUCUAGGUGAUCACAUCAUUGUGGCGCCACCGUAUACUGUGACACGGAGCGACGUUGAGUUCAUUGCCGAGACGGUGGUGAAGCUGAUCAAGGGCUACUUCGCAAGACUGAAGCAGUCCGGGUCAGCUGUUUGA